This is a messenger RNA of Caenorhabditis remanei, 441 nucleotides long. RefSeq lists its product as uncharacterized. The record is from RefSeq and is a predicted model, not a curated record. The transcript has 4 exons. Bases 1 to 441 code for a protein of 146 amino acids. NCBI's taxonomy places the organism in Eukaryota, Metazoa, Nematoda, Chromadorea, Rhabditida, Rhabditidae.
AUGAAGCUUCUCCUUGUCAUCACCGCCCUCCUCGUGGCCACCGUCUCUUCCAUCUGGCCGUUUUCGGAAGAGAAGACUGAAGUGUACUACAACGUCACAUUCAAAUGUGUAAGAGAUUAUUGUGUGGAAGGCUGGCUCGUGGAAGAAGACUGCAUCAGGGACGAUCGUAUCACAAAAUUCAAAUAUUGUUCGGGAGCGGGGUCGCUGACCCGUAUGAUCACAGGAACGAUCUCAAAUGGAGAUGGAAUUUUUGAUAAGUAUUUGGAGCCGGCGCUUCUCAUUAAACAUAACUGUCGCCCUGUCAGACUCGGGUUCGAUUAUUUGAACGCCUUAGUCAGGCUUGGCUCCAUCAGAAAAAAUGAGACCGAAUGGAAGAAAAACGUCACAGUCCAACUUACCGAAUUAGGAACACAGUUUCAAGUCAGAGGAGAAUGUUUCUAA